AUGUUCGACGACAUUGUGCCCGAACACGAACCUCAAAUACACCCCCGGAAUCCCUACCCUAUUGCCCGACCAGGUCCGAUACCAGACUUCAGGUUAGAUGGGUUGUUUGUGGAAGAGCCAGUGAAGGUCUCGUUGGUUGCAAGGAGUGAGGCCAGCGACACGUCGAGCUCGAGCUCAUCCAAGUCAAACGGAGGUGGAGGUGGAGGAUCCAGCGACACGUUACCAAUCCUUUUGGGAGUGCUCGUACCGCUAGGCAUUGCGGUAGUAGUUUUGGUAUACCUGCACCGUCGGCAUUUGAGGAAGCUCCGGGAGGAAGAUGCAGAGGACAAGCACAAGUCCUUGGAUUUCGGUCUCAACAUCUCGUCAGAGAAAUCUGGCGGCGGUGGCCCCCAGAUGUCCGAACACCCAGGGUCUGGAAGGAGAGCUCGGGGAUUGUCGAUCGAUCUAGGGAUGCAUAACCCGUACCUUUUGCCGCCAGAAUUGCACCAGUCUCGGGAAUCCUUCCACUCACUUUCUCGAUUAAACACUGGUGACGACAAGUAUCGAGCAACUACUUUCAUUCCAGAUGAUGGUUCGAUCCGGCCUCCAUCAAGCCACAGGAGUCCCGUCGAUGAUUCCUCAAGUUAUACCGGAUCCAUGAGGAACCCUUUUGAUUCCAAGCAAAACCUGUUGUAUAAUGGGCAGGAAAAUCCAAGGGGGGAACGCAGUGGCUCUGUGGACAUGAUGCCUCCCACGUCAAGAACUGGGCCCACGAACCUCCUUGCACCGAAUACGGGAAAUGCUGGAAGAGAAUCCUACUUAAGCACAACGAGUAGCAAUGGCGCCCUGACAGCGUUGAGGGCUAGUAACAAUUAUCUGGGACAGUUCAUCGCCGGGGGUAAAAGCAUACAGCCAGAAGAUUCGAGCAAAAAAGAGCCCGCGGUCACAGUCGCUGAGAUUCGAGUUGACCCUCCUGCAGAGGAAAUCCAACCUCCCCCGCCGGCUGUCGUGAAGGAGCCUCAAUAUCAUGAGCCAUCUGCUGCGAAGGCCCCAUACCCAUCACACCAGCCAAGAGCCUCGGACGCACCUGGUAUCGCUGUCAGCCAGCCAGAAGAACGCCAGCCACGACUUCCUCAGCUCAGUUUCAUUGACUCUCAAGGAGUCAAGCAGAACACUGUCGAGCUUCCGGCGGACACGCACGUGAAAGCUCCAGCCACCAACGACGCUCCUGAACAUACUACCGCGCCUUCAGCAGAUACCGUCCCUAAUACUCCUCAAACGCCCUCCAGUCAGUACCAGCAAGACUCAUAUGUUGAUGAUUAUUAUAAUGACUACGAAGCACAUGGAGCCGAAGAUUACCAGGACUACCUAGAUUACGAGCAAUAUACUGGUUACGACCAGAGGAGGUCGAUGAUGGGCAUGCGACCUCUUCCCCCCGAGGAUCCUUCCGACAAUCCUGAACAGCGAGCCAACCGCAUCCGGUCUUUCUAUAAGGAGUACUUUGACGAGUCCAAGCCACAUCCACCUGGACAGCAUCAAGAUCCAGCCGAAGCUGGAUUUGAUAACUAUCAUGAUGGCUACUACGACGAUGGCUCUUUUGAACCUCCCCGCCAACCGUAUGGGCGUCACCGUGCAAUGUCGAAUGGAAGCUACCUUACGGCACCGCGAGCAUUCUCAUCUGCAUCAGGACGGCUCGGGCCUCCUCCUUCCAUGCGACCCAAGAAGAGAUUGCCUCCACCCAAGGCACUCAAUAUUUUGCCUACUCCUCAUCUACUCGACAACGACAAUUUCUUGCCAGCGGAUUUUGCACCACCCAAGAAGUUCCAAAAUCAAAGAGCUGGUACCCCUGAUAGUCUUCGGGGUGGGGUUCGGCAGUACCAGAUGCCGCUGAAAGCCCACGUACCGCUGGCGUCGUCGUUCGAUGACCUGGCGGUGAUUCCAAGCCCUCACGCAUUGAGAAGGUCUGGCACGUUCACGGCCUUGGACUUUGCUCCACCAGGUCGACUGCGGGCAGCAGAUUCUGCAAUGAGCGAGACUGGCAGCAUCCGAAGCAAUCGGUCUGGCAUUUCUGCCAUGCACAACCACAGCAUCCGCACAGGAGCUUACCGUGUUAGCCGCAUCCCCAAGGAGGUGGCCGGCACCAAGAACGAGUUGUAUGCAGCUUUGAGACCACAGUGGAACCUCAACCGAUAA
This is a messenger RNA of Exophiala spinifera, 2172 nucleotides long. RefSeq lists its product as uncharacterized. The record is from RefSeq and is a predicted model, not a curated record. NCBI's taxonomy places the organism in Eukaryota, Fungi, Ascomycota, Eurotiomycetes, Chaetothyriales, Herpotrichiellaceae. Bases 1 to 2172 code for a protein of 723 amino acids. The transcript is spliced from 2 exons.